This is a messenger RNA of Striga hermonthica, 408 nucleotides long. The record is from the annotation of a GenBank genome assembly. NCBI's taxonomy places the organism in Eukaryota, Viridiplantae, Streptophyta, Magnoliopsida, Lamiales, Orobanchaceae.
AUGUACACUUUGGAAAAUUCUGAAGAAAGUCCCCUAAGAGUAAGGGAUCAAUUAGGCAAACUUACAGACAAAAGUGACAUGUAUGCUUUUGGUGUGAUUCUUUUGGAGCUUUUAAUGGCAAGAAGGCCGGUUGACAGAGUGGCUAAAGCUCAGUGCAAAUCCAUAGUUACUUGGAUCUUGGAGGUUCCUUUGUGCAUAAUAACUUUUGCAUCACCAGUGACCAUGUCCGUGUUUAGCCAGUAUAUUAAGAAGGGUGUUGAAGCAAAUAACAUAAAGGCUUUGUCCAAGAAGGUACAUGCAGCCAUUGGUGCUGACCCCACAGAAACGAAAUCUCAAACGCAGCCUCCUAAAGAGCACAAGAGAUUCAACCUGAAGAAAUUGGCAUACGAAGAGAGUAGGCCAAGCUGA